ACGAAAUUGUGGCAAACAUUCUUCGAAAUACACAGCAUAUUUUGUUAUUAUUCACCAUUCAUAAGCCCAAGGUAAAUGCAAUAAUGUUUUAUUUAAAACGAUGAUGUAACUGGUUGUUUAACCAAAACCAUUUGUAUUUAUUCUUGAACCGGUACGAGCGGCUUUUAGUUGAGACUGAUAAUUCGUCGACUUAAGGUCGUACCCCGGUACCUGAUUAAAAAUUGUUUUUUUUUUUGUAGUUUAACAAACAAGAUAUCAUCAUCAUGAGCCAACAACAGUACUACCCAUUCAAGUGCACUCCUACUGUUUACCCAGCAGAUCCCUUUGACCCUGUCGCCGAUGCAGCGACCCUAAAAAAGGCGAUGAAGGGCUUCGGCGCCGACGAAAAAGCCAUCAUCGACGUCUUGGCCCGUCGAGGAAUCGUCCAAAGAUUGGAAAUCGCCGAAACUUUCAAGACUUCGUACGGCAAAGACCUCAUUUCUGAGCUAAAGAGCGAACUCGGAGGCAAAUUCGAGGACGUCAUUGUUGCCCUUAUGACUCCCUUGCCCCAAUUCUAUGCCAAAGAACUUCACGAUGCUGUAUCUGGUGUUGGUACCGAUGAAGAGGCUAUCAUUGAAAUUUUAUGCACCUUGUCCAACUAUGGUAUCAGGACAAUUGCACAAUUUUAUGAACAAUUGUACGGAAAACCAUUAGAAAAAGACUUAAAAGACGACACAUCCGGCCAUUUCAAAAGACUUUUGAUUUCUCUGUGCCAAGCUAACAGAGACGAAAACCAAGGUGUUAAUGAGCAACAAGCCGAAGCUGACGCCCAAGCCAUUAUUGAAGCAGGCGAAUCCAAAUGGGGAACCGAAGAAUCCGUCUUCAAUUCCAUCCUGAUUACUAGAAGCUACCAGCAACUCCGAGCCACUUUUGCCGAAUACGAACGCCUCACUGGUAAAGAUAUCGAAACUCCAAUCAAAAAAGAAUUCUCUGGCAGCAUCCAAAAAGGAUUAUUGGGAAUUGUUAAGUGUGUCAAGAGUAAAGUAGGCUACUUUGCUGAACGUCUUCACGAUUCAAUGGCCGGUUUGGGCACAAACGAUAAGACUCUGAUCAGAAUUAUCGUGUCCAGAUCCGAAAUCGAUUUGGCCGACAUCAAGCAGGCCUUUUUGGACAAGUACGGCAAGGCUUUGGAAAGCUGGAUCCAGGAUGAUGUAGGUAGCGACAUCAAAUACGUAUUGGUUGUACUAUCUACAUUCUAAAGAAUUGUCUCAGGUCUGAGGUCACUCAAUUAAAAAGAAAUUAUAUUAUAUAUUUAAAUGCUAAAAUAAAUAUAUCUAUAUUCUAUAUAUAGGAGUUAUAUUUAGUGGCCUUAUUAUAUAAAAAUGUUACAAUUAGAUUUUAUUUAUUUUUACACCAGUGUUAUUCUAUUUAUUGGAGUGCAAAACAUUAAUUAUUUUUCUCAUUGUAUUCAGAAUUUGUUUUUAUUUUAAAUAUAUUACAGUAAUUAUUAUCUAUAUUUUUUUUCUUUUUGUAAAACAAUUGUAUGUGCUUUAUGGUGCUUUCAAUAAAAAUACAUUUCAGAAAUGAA
Ceutorhynchus assimilis (cabbage seed weevil) is the source of this 1567-nucleotide messenger RNA. NCBI's taxonomy places the organism in Eukaryota, Metazoa, Arthropoda, Insecta, Coleoptera, Curculionidae. The record is from the annotation of a GenBank genome assembly.